This is a messenger RNA of Zygosaccharomyces rouxii, 3066 nucleotides long. It is a transcript of the gene NMD5, whose product is annotated as Nmd5p. Bases 1 to 3066 code for a protein of 1021 amino acids. Gene Ontology annotation, biological process: protein import into nucleus. NCBI's taxonomy places the organism in Eukaryota, Fungi, Ascomycota, Saccharomycetes, Saccharomycetales, Saccharomycetaceae. Gene Ontology annotation, molecular function: small GTPase binding. The record is from RefSeq and is a predicted model, not a curated record. Gene Ontology annotation, cellular component: cytosol; nuclear envelope. The transcript has a single exon.
AUGGAUGUCAACGUACUGUUGCAAUGUUUUGCUGGCACCUUAGAUCAGAAUGCUCAGGUCAGGAGUCAGGCUGAAGGUCAGUUAAAACAGAUUAGUUUUACUCCUGGGUUCUUGGGGGCUACGUUGGAUAUAAUUUCAGCUGAACAGACCCCUGAAAACGUCAGGUUGUCAGCAUCAUUGUACUUUAAAAACAAAUGCGUCAAUGGAUGGACAGGUAAGUACAACGGUAAGAAUGAAUUGUUAGAUUAUGUGGUGGAUCAAGAUGAGAAGCCAGUGAUUAAGGAUAUGUUGAUACGAACUCUUAUUGUUUGUGUGAAAGUAAGUCCAGGCUCCACUAGGGUUUUAAAGAAUGCCCUAAGUAUAAUCAUAUAUGAGGAGUACUCUCAAGGAAGAUGGGAUGACCUUUUGACCCAAUCGAUUAAACUUUUAUCUGGUUCAGAUGUAGAUGGAGCAUACGUGGGGCUACUUUGUCUAAGUGGGAUCUUCAGAACUUACCGUUGGAAGGAGAACGAUUCGAGACAAGGUCUGGAGCUCUUAAUCAUUCAGUAUUUCCCAGAUCUUUUAAAAUACGGUGAAACUCAACUUUUGGCCCAAGGUGCCAAUCUAAAUGAUGCCAAAUUGGGUGAAAUGCUUUUACUCUUGAUCAAAAUUUACAAAUUUGUCACUUAUUUGGAUUUACCGUUUACUUUACAGCGACAAGAAUCUUUCAUUCCAUGGGCAAAUUUCUUUGUUGCCAUAAUCCAACUGCCACUACCUGCAGAAUUCACGACCUUAUACGAUAACGAAUCUAGAGCUAAAAACCCUUGGGUUAAAUGCAAAAAAUGGUCAUAUGCAAUCCUUUACAGAUUGUACCAAAGAUAUGCAUCCGAUUCAUUGACAAGAAAAUUUGAAUAUGAAGAAUUUAAACCCUUGUACAGAGAUCAAUUCUUACCACAGUUAUUACAGCUGCUUUUUCAACAAAUUGAACAGUGGGGGGAUGGUAGUCUUUGGUUAAGUGAUGAAUCAUUUUACUAUAUCCUCUGCUUUAUCGAACAGACAAUCGUUCAGAAGGCCACUUGGAAACUGGUUCAACCUUAUUACGAAACUCUUUUAGAGCAUGUCAUAUUUCCCUUACUUUGUCCUAACGAUGACAAGUUGGAAGUAUUUGAAACUGAUCCCCAAGAAUACAUCCAUAGAAAUUUGGAGUUAUGGGAUGAGAACUAUUCCCCUGAUUUGGCUGCGGUAUCUGUGUUGACCACAGCGGUUACCAAACAUGGUAAGACUACUUUACAACCCACCAUUCAAUUUGUAAUCGCCACUUUACAAGCUAACUUGGGUAACUCUACAAAUUUGAGCAGUGCAGUAAAGAUAGAAUCUGCAUUUAGAAUUUUCUCCAGCAUCAUUGAUCGUUUGACAACAAAGGACUCACCUUAUUUGAAUGAAUUAGAAACUUUCCUCAAUUCUUUUGUAUUCCCCUUUUUUGAAUCACCAUUUGGAUUCCUAAGAACAAGAGUUUGUGAGAUCUGCUCUAAAUUAGGUACUAUAGAUUUCCAAAGGGCCACACUUGUCGAUACCAUUUAUAAAGGUAUCAUGUUCUGUAUGAAUGAUACUACAGGUUGCCUUCCGGUACAGCUAAUGGCCGCACUUGCGUUGCAAGCAUUCAUACACGUUCCUGAAUUUCAAACUGCAUUGUCAUCUUCUGUCUUGCCCACAAUGCAAAGACUAUUAAAUAUUUCAAACGAAUUCGAAUCAGAUACUAUAUCAGGUGUGAUGCAAGAUUUUGUGGAACAAUUCGCAGAUCAAUUACAACCAUUUGGUGUGGAUUUAAUGAACACCUUAGUUCAACAGUUUCUAAGACUUGUCAUUGAAUUACACGAAGCGUCUAACGUGGAUCCCAAUUCAUUACUAGACGAGAGCGAUAUUCCUGAUGAAAGUGACAAACAGAUGGCUGCCUUAGGUAUACUUUCCACAACGAUUUCCAUCCUGUUGUCGUUUGAAAAUUCCCCAGAAAUGGUUAAAAGUUUGGAACAAUCAUUUUAUCCAGCCGCCGAGUUUAUCUUGAAAUAUGAAGUGGAAGAUUUUUACCAUGAAUGUUGUGAGUUUGUAGAGAAUUCUACUUUCUUACUUAGGAGUAUCAGUCCCAUUUCGUGGAAAAUCUUGGAACUGAUUGGUGAGAGUAAUAGAAGUGAAAAUAGUAUGGUUUCAUUUUAUUUGGAAGAUUGCAUCUAUGCUCUUAACAACUAUUUACUUUACGGUACAGAUGAAUUGAAGAAAAAUGAAUUUUAUUCCAAAAUCUUAUACGAGAUUUAUGAUAGAGCUUCUCGUGAUGAAGAUAAGGCAUUAAGUGACUUCACAACAGUAUUCGAUCUAUCUCAAAAGAUGAUACUUUCAUUGAACCAUCAACUCCCUGAAACAUACGGCCAUAGAAUUAUAAAUGAUGCGGCACAAGCCAUCGUGGCCAAUCAGGAAGAAUUGAAGAAUAACAUUGUAUUUGGUGUCACCACUUUUAAUGUAGUUGUUAGUGGACUAGUGUAUUUCCCACAAUUGACUUUGGAAAUUUUACAAAGUAGUCAAUGUUUGGAAGUAUUCUUUAAAACCUGGUUAGAAUUUUACGUGCCUAACGUAAAACGUGUAUUUGACAUUAAACUAUCGAUAUUGGCUCUAUUAAGUCUAAUGACAGAAAUUCCACAACCUACGCUAGACACUUUGUUUGGCGGACCAAUUUUUCCUAAGCUAGGUAAAAUCUUAAUCGGAUUAGCCUCAAGAUUCCCACAGGCUCAAAGACUCCUGCAAGAGAAACGUAUGGGAUUCUCUACUGGGUCUUUCAGCUUAGACGAUCUAGAGGACAUGAAAAACGAUUCUAGCACUUUGAAAUUUGUCAACGGUGAAUCUCUGGAUACCGAAGAAGAUUUCGAAGACUUAGAAGAGGAUUCACUAUCAGGAUCUCUACUGGAUACCAUUGAUAUCUAUGCCUCCAUAAAGCUAUUUGCCAUUAACCUGAGGAACACAGAUCAGCACAAAUCUACAACAGUCGUAUCGGAAAUGACACCUGAUGAGCAAGAGACCUUCAAGAAGAUCAUAUUGUGA